This is a messenger RNA of Colletotrichum spaethianum, 327 nucleotides long. Its product is annotated as thioredoxin-like protein. The record is from RefSeq and is a predicted model, not a curated record. NCBI's taxonomy places the organism in Eukaryota, Fungi, Ascomycota, Sordariomycetes, Glomerellales, Glomerellaceae. The coding region runs from base 1 to 327 and encodes 108 amino acids. The transcript is spliced from 3 exons. Gene Ontology annotation, molecular function: protein-disulfide reductase activity.
AUGACCAUUCACACCGUAUCCUCUCGUGAUGAGUUCCAGGCCGCGAUUGCAGAGAAAGAGAUCGUUGUAGUGGACGCAUUCGCAGAGUGGUGUGGCCCAUGCAAGGCUCUCGUGCCCAAGCUUACAGAGUUGUCGGAGAAACAUCAAAACAUCCAUUUUGUCAAGCUCGAUAUUGACGUUCUUCCCGACGUCGCUAAGGACCUCGGUGUUAAAGUUGUGCCUAGCUUUUACUUCUACAAGAAUGGCGUGGAGGAGUCUCACCUAGCCGGACCAGCACCUGGUAUACUAUUCAAAACCAUAGAGCAGUUGGCAGAGCCGCAGAACUAG